GACCCUGCAUACUGUAGCUGGCUCGUUGGCGGGAAUAUUGUCGAAUAUGAGCCUGCUGAUAGGCAGCGGCUUAAGCCAUUAGUGGUCUUCGUUGAUCAUUUGUUCCUUGUUUCAAUCGUGCUUCCUUUUAUUCUGUGAAAUGUGCCAUGGUAUUUCGUAACAUUUUGCAUAUUUAGGCCAUUCAAGAAUUAUAUGGAGCAAGAAGUCAGUGACAUCUCCGAGACCGAGUUGUUUUCGUACUUUUUGUGGUGACGAGAAGCCUUCAAUAAUUUGUGACGAGCUUCAUCACAAACUCUGAAAGAUUUCAUUCUUGCCAGACCAGUGAGUUUGACCCUUUCAACGAUUACGAAAUCGUAACAAUUAUCAAAGAAUUAUCAUCCAGACGGGGUAUUUGACGACAGAUCCAGACAAUCGAUUACAAUUGUACUUGAUCUUUCAUAUAUUCAGUUGUUUACGUACAGUGUACUUGAGUUUAGUGCUCAGUGGCUUAAUUUCCUACGAUCGCAGUCCAUAAGGCGUUAAGUUUAUUUUUAUACAAGGAAAAUGGUAGACUCUUCAUCGUCUACAAUGAGUGUGGAUCUUAGCAUUAUGAAACGGAUGGUCAAAGACUUCACGGCCGGAGCCAUUGGAGGCACUGCAUGUGUACUAGCCGGCCAACCUUUUGACACUAUUAAGGUCAAGAUGCAGACUUUCCCUUCGCUUUUUAAAAGUGCAUUAGAUUGCGGCGUGAAAACGAUCAAACAAGAGGGAUUCAAGGGGUUGUAUGCUGGCACAAUUCCCUCAUUAGCCGCAAAUAUUGCGGAAAACUCUAUUCUCUUCUUGUUCUAUGGUCAGUGUUUAACAGUUGUGAAGAAAAUUGUGGGAAAGCAAGAUGAAAAGGAGUUGAGUGUAUUAAACCGAGCAUUUGCUGGGAGUGGAGCGGCAGUUUUCUCUUCGUUUGCUUUAUGUCCGACGGAAUUAGUUAAAUGCAGGCUUCAAGCUCAACACCAAAUGAAUAUUAUGGCAGGGAAGACUGGAGUCAAGAGCGGUGUAAUGCAAGUGACAAUGCAAAUUAUCCGUGAAGAUGGCUUUUUGGGUCUUUUUCGUGGAAUGAUUCCAACAUUGGUCCGUGAGGUGCCAGGGUACUUUUUCUUCUUUGGAGGCUAUGAGCUGAGCCGUUACUUCCUUACACCAAAAGGAAAAACUGUUGAUGACAUUGGUGCUGUAGGACUUAUUUUUUCUGGUGGUAUGGCAGGUGUCUCUCUCUGGCUUGCGAUAUUUCCUGCUGAUGUUAUUAAGUCUCGUAUUCAGAUAUUAACUCAGGGCUCUGAUAAAGUACCAGGAUUCUUUGAAACUGGCAUUAAGAUUCUUCGCAAUGAAGGGCCAAGAGCUCUGUACAAGGGUCUGGGACCAACACUGGUGCGAUGCUUUCCUGCAUGUGGAGCUCUGUUUGUGGCUUAUGAAGGAACACAGAAACUUUUGAACAAUGUAUUCACGUUACAGCCCAUUGAACGAAACUGGUUCAAGUCUCUUUCUGACGGAGCGCUGGCAAAAAUUUCGUUUGCUUUGAUUAUCCCGGCGGAUAAAAAUCCUUUAGCAAGAACUUGUGCGGCCUUGCCCCCGCCAAUAAAACCUAACGACGAAAUCAAACUCAUGACUGCCGGACAGAAGAUUACAAAUCUACCGAUCAAUUACUCGACUUGUUCUUUUACCGAAGACAAAGAAGGAAUCAUUUUCCUCUUCAGCGGUGUAAUGCAAGUGACAAUGCAAAUUAUCCGUGAAGAUGGCUUUUUGGGUCUUUUUCGUGGAAUGAUUCCAACAUUGGUCCGUGAGGUGCCAGGGUACUUUUUCUUCUUUGGAGGCUAUGAGCUGAGCCGUUACUUCCUUACACCAAAAGGAAAAACUGUUGAUGACAUUGGUGCUGUAGGACUUAUUUUUUCUGGUGGUAUGGCAGGUGUCUCUCUCUGGCUUGCGAUAUUUCCUGCUGAUGUUAUUAAGUCUCGUAUUCAGAUAUUAACUCAGGGCUCUGAUAAAGUACCAGGAUUCUUUGAAACUGGCAUUAAGAUUCUUCGCAAUGAAGGGCCAAGAGCUCUGUACAAGGGUCUGGGACCAACACUGGUGCGAUGCUUUCCUGCAUGUGGAGCUCUGUUUGUGGCUUAUGAAGGAACACAGAAACUUUUGAACAAUGUAUAGAUCAUACACUUCUUAACAGUGGUUUCCAAUUAUUGUUUUAUAUUUAGAUUUUAGCUUAGUAUUAUUGAAGUGCCAAGCACUUGAAAGCACAAUGUAAUCCAGUCAAUUAUUUUUAAUUAAUUUUCUCCUUAAUGGUGGAGAGAACAGGUUUAGUCUGAUUUGAAAGAGCACCAAUGUGCAAAAACUAAUUAAGUCAUCAAAGUUAACAAAUUCAAACCAAAGCAGACUUGUGAAGUACAUCCACAGUCAACUCGUAGUCUUUGUAAAUUAUUUUAUAUUGUUUAUUUGUGUCAUUGUUUGUCCCUUUCCCUGUAUCUCUCUUUCUUUAGGACAAGAUAUUUAACAUUUUGCUCGAGGCAAACUUAACAAAAAAAAAAAAUUAUAUCAUGGGAACAUGCAAGAAUUGUAAUAAGAAAUAAAUGAUUUACAGCUUCAAUGCAGCUUUAAAGAAAAUAAUAUUUUGGAAGAAAUUGUCCUGGCCUGGGAAAUUAUCACAAGCACAAUAUUGUGGCUUAUAUUUUUUUGAAUUAAUGCACUGCAAGCUUAGUUUAUUACUGUGUAUUUGGGUUUUCAAAGUGUGCAAAAAAGAAAUCUGGUAAAAUAUAAUAUCAAGAUUAUGUUUAUCGCAAGUGAAUAGUUAAUGUAAGUGUCAAUUACUUGGUCUAGUUUGGAGUUACUGCUCAUUUGGGUAGUGUAGAAUAUUAGCAGAAAAAAGCAGUACUUAUACAUGAGAUUUCCAUGAAAGUUUAGCCUAAGUGUGGAAUGUUGAAAUUCACAGUGACCAUUUUGAAAAUGUAUUUCAGCAAAUUUUAAUUUGUGUAUUAUGAUCACUGCCCAGAAAUGUUUUUCUAGUUCAGUAUAUCAAUCAGAUGAGAUGAAGUCACAAGUUUUGGACUGAUUAACUGUAAAAGUGUCACUAAUGUAGUUAACCUGUUAAAUACUAAAUGUCGAGAGUGAUUGGGA
This is a messenger RNA of Orbicella faveolata, 3135 nucleotides long. Its product is annotated as mitochondrial ornithine transporter 1-like. The record is from RefSeq and is a predicted model, not a curated record. Gene Ontology annotation, cellular component: mitochondrion. Lineage: Eukaryota; Metazoa; Cnidaria; Anthozoa; Scleractinia; Merulinidae. Gene Ontology annotation, molecular function: L-ornithine transmembrane transporter activity. Gene Ontology annotation, biological process: mitochondrial L-ornithine transmembrane transport.